AUAUAAGAAAAAAAGAGCUUAGAAAUCUCAAAUACAAUGGCUUCGAUUGCUAUUUCUGCCUCAUUGCCAAGAGCAUCCACUUCAAAUCAUGUCUUCGUGAAGAAAAACCCGACGCAAAAGGUAAUUAGUACUCUCGACGUCGGGGACCGAGAUGGUGUCGGUGCUGUGGAACGUCAUGGAAAUGUUGCAUCAGCUAGGGAGAAAGUAGAGGAAGAUAAUGAUGAUUGGAACCAUGGUGAAAAGUUCACAGAUAAGAGAUGGAAAAAUGGGACUUGGGAUCUCAAUAUGUUUGUAAAGAAUGGUAAGAUGGAUUGGGAAGGUGUCAUUGUUGCAGAAGCAAAGAGGAGGAAGUUUCUUGAAUUAUAUCCGGAAGCAGCUACAAAUCAAGAACCAGUCCUCUUUAGAAGCUCCGUCAUACCUUGGUGGGCAUGGCUUACCAAGUCUUACCUUCCACAAGCCGAAUUACUUAACGGUAGGGCAGCCAUGAUAGGGUUUUUCAUGGCCUAUAUAGUGGAUGCAUUAACAGGAAUUGGAAUAGUUGGGCAAAGUGGGAAUUUCAUAUGCAAAGCAGCUCUUUUUUUUACCGUCAUUGGUGUGUUGCUGUUCAGGCAAACUGAAGAUAUUGAGAGCUUAAGAAACAUAGCUGAAGAAGCCACCCUUUAUGACAAGCAAUGGCAAACUUCAUGGCAAAACCAAAAUGAAAAUUAGUUCUAUUCAAGAAAAGGGUAUUUAAAUCUUGUUUGAUA
Molecule: messenger RNA, 746 nt
Organism: Benincasa hispida (wax gourd)
Lineage: Eukaryota; Viridiplantae; Streptophyta; Magnoliopsida; Cucurbitales; Cucurbitaceae
Product: light-harvesting complex-like protein 3 isotype 1, chloroplastic
Source: RefSeq, a predicted model, not a curated record